AAGUUACGGAGGUUGAUAGCUCUGCUUCAAACGACGUCGUAAAAUGUUGGGUGGGUUUGACCCCCAAAUUUCAAUUUAACCAACCGACGGAGUCUGAUCUGAGCACCACGCAGAGCUAUAUCACCCAAAUUCGCCUUGAUUUGAGCGCCCGCAGCAGGAAUCCAUCUAUCAAGCGUGAUUCAGUACUCAAGCAAAUUCACGCAGCGAUGGCGAAACGCUUUGGAUUUGGAUUUUUGGUCUCAUGGUUCCGUAGAUGUGUUGUGGACCCUCUUCACCAAAUCCUUCUCCGGGGAGCCGAGCCCAAGCAGCUCGCAUUCUCCGCUGCGCUGGGAAGCACUUUAGGGCUCUUUCCCAUCUGUGGGGUUCCUGUGUUUUUAUGCGGGUUAGCUAUUGCAGUACUUGGAUCCCAUUGUAAUGCGCCAACUGUAAUGCUGACUAACUUUAUUGUUACUCCUGUUGAGUUGAGUCUGAUAAUUCCAUUUCUACGAUUUGGUGAAUUCAUCACUGGUGGACCUCAUUUCGCUCUAACUUCUGAUGCUCUCAAGAAGGUGGUCACUGGAAAAGCUUCAUGGGAAGUUCUGCAUAGCAUUUUCCAUGCGCUACUGGGGUGGUCUGUUGCUGCACCAUUUAUUUUAGUCAGCUUCUACGCGCUAUGCUUGCCAUGUUUCAAGAUGUUGGUUCAUAGGUUUGCUGUUGCUCCUUCAAGCCCGAACAAGCCGCUCAGCUCAAUUGCAAGUCCAAGGAAGUCUCUCAGCUCCCCCUCUGAAGUCAGGCUAAAGGUCAGGGAUGUAUGACCAAAGGAGCUAGCGCUACGUUACACCAUUGCCAUAAAAUCAGACACACCCCAGAUAUAACUGUUACAAAACAUUUUUGUAAAGGCUGCUAGCAUGUAAAUGCUGUACCAUAAUUUGACCCAAGUGCAGAAACAUUUAUAUAGGGGAGCAUUAUGGUCCUAUUGCCUCUAUAGUGUUAGUUUCAACUUAAUAUUAUCCAUUGAAUCAAGAUUCUAGACGGAUGAGAUGUAUAUGGGAUGUAAUGUACCGUGUUACAUUAUUAGGGCCAUAAUGUACAUUAUAAGGGUACUAUUGUAAACACUGGAAUUAUAUCAGCAAUUUCAAAACUGCAAGUGCAGAAAUUACGCAA
Molecule: messenger RNA, 1143 nt
Organism: Salvia splendens (bonfire salvia)
Lineage: Eukaryota; Viridiplantae; Streptophyta; Magnoliopsida; Lamiales; Lamiaceae
Exons: 5
Coding region: 207-794 (195 amino acids)
Cellular component (GO): intracellular membrane-bounded organelle
Source: RefSeq, a predicted model, not a curated record